Molecule: messenger RNA, 6044 nt
Organism: Dunckerocampus dactyliophorus (ringed pipefish)
Lineage: Eukaryota; Metazoa; Chordata; Actinopteri; Syngnathiformes; Syngnathidae
Gene: itprid2
Product: ITPR interacting domain containing 2
Exons: 23
Coding region: 286-4110 (1274 amino acids)
Molecular function (GO): signaling receptor binding
Source: RefSeq, a predicted model, not a curated record
CAAAAAGCGGAAGCACGAAUGUUGUGGGGACGUCUCUGCACAGUCUUGACGUCUCUGGCAGAGGAGACAACACAGGUCGCUGUUUACCCGCCCCCUCCGGCCUGCUGCAGCCAUCAGGAAGCGGAAGCAGGAAUGUGGGACGUCUCUGGAAAGUUUGGACGUCUUUGACAGUUGGGCAGAAGAGACAAGACGUGUGGACCAACAUGAAGGUGUGUUGCUGCUGAUGAUGUUACCAUAGCGACUUCAGUCUCCCAGCUGGACCGCGUGCUCUGACCGGCAGUCCGCAUGGAGAGGGAGACUGUUGGACUGGACCCUGUCCCCGCUCCAGAUCCCAGCGGGUCGCCGGACUGCAGCCUGGCCUCCCUGCGGCGCCGCGCCUGGGCCAAAAGCAGAGACUCCACCUGGCAGGAGACGCAGAAACCAGAGUCCUCAAGCCCCCUGGAGCCUCAGCCCAAUAGCAGGGGUACUGAUGGAGAUUCUCAGAGAACCUCAGAAGCACCAGGGCUUACUCCCAACAAGAUCACCAGCUGGCUCGACCAAUGCAGGACACCACUGGCUGUCUCACUAGAUGACCAGAGUGCAUCUCCCAGCAAAGGAGGAGCGCUGAGGAACGGCUGCAGCUUCGAAGAUGACCUUUCUCUGGGAGCUGAAGCUGACCAUCUUCAAUCCAGCAACAAGAAGACUGGAUCCUGCGGUGGUCUCGCCGCCAAUCAGAAAAGGAGUCAGUACAAAGAAAAAGGGAGAAGUAUGAACUCCACUGGGUCAGGGAAGAGCAGCACCGUGUCCAGCGUGUCAGAGUUGCUUGACCUUUACGAGGAGGACCCGGAGGAAAUCCUCCUGAAUCUCGGCUUUGGUCGAGAUGAACCUGACAUGUCCUCCAGGAUUCCCUCCAGGUUCUUCGACAGCUCGUCCUCAGCACGUGGCAUCGACAUCAAGGUUUACUUGGGAGCUCAGUUGCAGCGCAUGGAGGUGGAGAACCCAGACUUCGCUCUGACAAGUCGCUUCCGUCAGAUUGAGGUCUUGACCACUGUCGCCAAUCAGUUCAUCCAGCUGUACGGUCACGUUUCUGGUCAGCCGGUCCAAAGUGUCAGCAGCAGGGAUCAAGGAGGAGAAGGAGGGGGAGACAGCGCCAAAGAGGAAUCUCCUCCUUCUCUCAAGAGGAGAAACUCGGCUCUCAAUGCUGCCAAGUUGCUGAAGAAAACCCUCAGCAAACACAACCUGCUGACGCCGUCCUCUGAGUCGUCGGGCGCCCGCAAGUCAAGUCAGCCCGCCAACAAAGGUCAGCCCAAUGACGACCUCGCCAACAGCCACACCAACAACGGGCCUGCUCAGGACGGCGACACUGCCGAGCAUGAUCACCACGCCGACUCCGCCAACCAGAAGCACAUUCGCAAGAAGGACAGUUGCUCCCUGGCGACGGUUACUGAGGAAACCAACGGAGACGGAGAAUUGGAGCGCCUGACAGAAGACAGCAAUCCUGCACCCAACAGCAAGCAUCAGCCAGGGUCAGCUGACUCUCAGCAAGCCAAUCGGACCGCAGACGAACAGACGACCAAAGUGGAUGAAAAGAACAUCAUCUCAACCACUGACAAAGCUCCUUCCACUCUGGCCCUGCCACAGCUUCUUCAUUUGCGUACGGAGAAGGCAGACUCCUUCGACAUGGAAGAGAUUCAGAGUAACGAAGACGAGGCUCUUCUAUCCAGAAGGUCAAUGAACUCAGACCUGCUGAGGACAGCCAGCCAGCAUUCUGACAGCAGUGGCUUCGCUGAGGAGCCAUCCGUCGAAUCCAGCAACCUCAAGGUCCAGGAGAGUAGUGACAGUUGUGACAGUGAGACCACGGUGACAUCACACCCUUCACAAGAUGUCUCCACGCCCAUCGCUCUGGACCAACCGACCUUCAUCCUGCCAGACUUCACGGAAGAGGAGGCGGAGCCUGUUAGUGCAGCCGAGGCUGUUGGGAGUUCCCAGGAAGAGGAUGAAUGUGAUGGGACUUCCGAGCAAUUCCCACAGUACACAGCCCACCAGCUCCCCAAGAACUGUCCACAGGUUGAGACCCAAUAUGUAGAGCAGGGUGCGAGUAACCUGCAACCAGAACCUGAACCAGAACAAAGUCAGAACCAGGAAGAGGCUGCAGUGGGUACAGAACCUUCCCAAGAGGCUGCGGAUGAGGCCCAAGUGGGUCCUUCCUUUAGUCUCCUUGCUUCCAACUCUCCUAUCCUCACUGCACUGAGCCGGGCCAAACAGCGGCUCGGCUCCCAUUCCAGUGAGAAAUGUUCAGUCCCGAGCAGGAGGCGGCUCAGAGGUGGACUUCCUCUGCUGAGGUCAUCCUCCUUCCCCUCCUCAUUGCUCUCUCCCUCCAAGGUGGUGUCGUCCGUCAAGAUUGAGUUUGGGCGGGGCCAAACGUCUUGCAGCCAGCCCCGCUACGCCUUCCGGUACAUUCAGGAGCCCGCGGGUGAACAGGUGGCGACUGCCUCAUCCACCUGUAUCUCCACUCUUGUCAUUAACCACUCCCCUAAAUCCAGCAACCCAUCAACGCUUCUUGCAGAAGACUCUGCCCCACCCAAACUCACCCCCCGCCACCUCGUACACUCCUCAUGCUCACUGAGAUGUGCCAGUCCUCCCCUUGAUUGGCCAGCAGGGCGAAGUGCCCAACCCUGGAUCACUCAGAGCGUUCCGGAUCUCUCGUCCAACCAGGAACAGUUUGGCCGCUUCCAGCAGGGAGUGACUCCUGAUCAGCCAGUCAUGUUCGUUUCCCCCAGUCCAAGUCCCACUCCAAACCUGAGACAGGAGGCCCCUUUGUCCGCCCCACCUGUCAACCCCUCGUUCCUGUACCCCACACCUUUUCAUCCCUACGCCAGCCUUCCAAACCUCCAUCACUCACAUCAUUCCAGCAUGCCCAGUCUCCUCCCCCAGCCCUCCAUGGCCACGCCCCCAAAGCACACCAACAUAUCUCAUCUGCACCCGCCUGCCAUGGCCACACCCCCCCAGUACACCAGUCUGUGGAACCUUCACCCAGGCACUCCCACAAUGCACCACUUCCAUCCUAACAGUUAUCACCUGUACCACUCCGCCCCUCACACACCGCCCUACCUUGGUUCCCAUGGCUACGACAUCAACCAGGACCACAUCCUGCAUCGGGGGAGCGCGCCUCCAGGCCCAGGCAUCGUCCCAGGUCUCGGCUCGGGUCUCAACCCCAACCUAGGAUUUGGCCCGGGUCUUGGCCCCCACCCUGGCUUGUCUCCAAACUCCACUCAGGUCUUGUCCAGUACGGAGAUGCAGCUGAGGAGAGUUUUACACGACAUCAGAGGGACAGUUCAGCGUCUAAACCAGAACCAGGACGACACGUCUGAUGUGUUCACUGAACACAGAGCAUCCAGCCAACAGUCACUGGCCGACCUCCAGCAGAAGAGACGGAAUCUCAGCUUGUUCCGCACGCAGAUGAUGGACCUGGAGCUGUCAAUCAUCCGACAGCAAGCUUUGGUCUACAAAUACCUAAGUCCAACUGACAGGCUGGAGGUGGAGCACCUUCAAUCUCUGAGGUCAGCUGUUAGAGAUGAACUGCUGGAGCUGGAACAACAGCUGGAAGACAAAGUGAUGGAGCUGACACAACAUGGGCCAAGCAGGGGUCUCCAUGGUUACAGCAGUAUUGACAAUUUGUGCACAACGUCGACACUAAGAGCCAUGGAGCCGGUGUCAGAUCUCCUCAGAGAGCAGUACCUACUCCAGUCACAGCUCAGCUGUGACGACAACACCCCCUCCACAGCACCCCCUUCACCGCCCACCAGUCACACGCUGAGUGGGGGUGGCGAGCAGAGACCGGGCGUGUACCGGGCUUUCAUCAACAUCACCCCUGCCCCGCCUCCUCGACCCAGCAGGCAGGUGGAGGCAGAGAAGGAGAUGGACGAGGGGAGGGGAGCCUUGAAUGGAGGUAAAGGGAUACCAUGGGGUGAGGAAGAGGAGCAGGCAGCAGAGGUCAAGGGGGAGAACCUGCAGGACCUCAUCAGAGAGAUUAGGGAGAGCAUGGCCCAGGAGGUACGACGGGAGAUCUACAAUGAGCUGAUGGCCGCUGUGUCGCCACGCCGAUCGCCGCUGCCCGCCGCCAGACAGUAGCUUCUGCGGCAACAGCCUCCACCUCAGCACGCACCACCACUGUCUGUCUGUAUCACUGUAACAGCAGCCUUGACGGGCCGCAACACUGAAUGUCUAUAACACUGCAUGGGAUAGAUGGCCACCCCGCCUGGUCCUUAGAGGGCACUGCAGGACGUGGGCCUGCUUUGUAAGGUAAAGCCUUAACUUUAAAAAUAAAAAAUAAAAAAAUCGAACCACUGCCAGGAUGACCAGAACCAGGACCUGUCAGCAGGACUGUGCCUUCAUCUCACUGCAGUGAAGAUUGCUGAAAGUGAUCAUGUUGCUCAUCUCUUUCAUUAUUAACGAGGAUGCAGCCUGGGGCCAGCUUGUUUUUUUCUUUUUUUUUUAUUGGCGAUUAAACAAGCAAACUGCCCAAAAACAGAGAAAAAAGAGGAAAAGGGAAAUAAAAAGUUGAACUGUUGGUACUAAUAACGCUAAUAAUAAUUAUACCUUGUCACCAAUAACACAAAGCUGACAUUGUGGUGUAAAGAUGAUUGAACUGACAUACGCUGAUAUUUGAAUCUGCCCUGAGUUUUAGAUGCAGGAGUCAUUCCAGGACAGAGGUGGACUUUCAAUUUUAAGUCCCCUGACACUCCUGUUAUCAAGAAAAAUAUAAAUAACUUCAACUCUACUUCACUGCGCUGAGCUGGAGGCUCAACAAAAAAACAAAACCUCAUAGUCACACUUCACAAAGCCAAGCAAUGGGUUGUACUCCUUUAGUGAACCUUUACAAUCAGCGCACUUGUGCACUCAUUCAUUCCAAUACACAUUUCACUCUCAGACACCGUCACCCUUCAUCUUCAUCAUCACUAUGCCUCCCUUGUACUAGGAACAAUCAUAGAUGACCGUUUUGUUAUGCAGUCAAAUUUAUAUUUGUUUACAAUUAAAAAUGCCACUGCUUGAAUGUUGAACGCGUGAGUGACGCAUAGGAGUGGCAUUGGUGUUAGCCACCUGUGACUACAUUGGUGAUGGUGGUUGUUGGACAUGCAAGCUACAUGUUAAGGCUACACCCAGUGUAUAAAAGCUACGGGUGGGCGAUACUGCAAAUUUUGCUAUUUAUUCAAUACCAAGUAAAUAGCCUAAAGAGCAGGUAUUGACAUACCAACAAAAAAAUGAAUAUUUGUGAAAAUAAACAGUAGAGAACUAAAACAUAACGAUAUCAUCAAGCUACAAUCGAUCCGAUACUGAUACUAUUGGUAUCGGUUAUGAAAGCUUAGUGUGCUAGUUGGCAUGCUAACCUGGCCGCCAACUGAACAGCUAACCGGCCCGUUUGUCAAUUGCACUUCUUUCGAAAGAUAUUCAUUAUAUCUCAGAAGGCAACGACUGUUUAAAUCUGAUGAAAACGUUUUAAUCUCUCGAACUGUUGAUAGUGAUGGUGAGCUCAAGUGAAGGUGCGCGGAUGUUGUCUCGGCUGAUGGUCAAAGGAAGCUGUGAGGAGCCUCAAUGUGUCAUUAGCAUGUUAGCUCCAACCUUAAAUAAUGCAUUUAUAAAGGGAUUGUAGUUGGUUUGUCAUUUGAGGACAAGCCAUGUUACGACACUUCCAUCCGUCAUCGCUAAUGGCUGGUUGAUUAUGACCGUGCUACUCACACCUAUUGAACGUUGAACUAAAACAUUGCAUUGCCUCUUUGAGGCUUUGGGAUCGUUAACGCUCACUCAAAGGUAUUUUGUGCACCAUUAGAAUCAUCAUCCGAUGGCUUCUUUCACUGUUCCUUCCAUUAGUGUUCAUGUCAAGCUCUUCUUGCACCGUCUUUGUUUUUCUUUUAUUUUGUGGUGCACAUCUAAUGAUUGUUUGACCUUUGGCCUCAUUUUCCAUUUGCUUUUUAAUGAGCGUGUGUGUUUUGCACUGCUGCUAACGCAAUGCGGUCAGGGCUCACUCGCUACAGAGAAGAAGAAUAAAGAUGUAUUUAUUUUCAUUA